This is a messenger RNA of Acanthosepion pharaonis, 603 nucleotides long. The record is from the annotation of a GenBank genome assembly. NCBI's taxonomy places the organism in Eukaryota, Metazoa, Mollusca, Cephalopoda, Sepiida, Sepiidae.
AUGUGCAUUAGACUUUUGGCAUCUAUCUAUCUAUCUAUCUAUCUAUCUAUCUAUCUAUCUAUCUAUCUAUCUAUCUAUCUAUCUAUCUCAAUUGUUAUUGCUGGUAAUAUUAUCUAUCUAUCUAUCUAUCUAUCUAUCUAUCUAUCUAUCUAUCUAUCUAAAUUCCUUCUCUCUACAUGUCAGUAUCUAUCUAUCUAUCUAUCUAUCUAUCUAUCUAUCUAUCUAUCUAUCUAUCAAACAAUCUAUAUAUCUGCCUAUGUAUCUAUCUAUCCUCGUUUGGUCAGAAAUAUCACUGUCCAUUCUUAUCUAUCUAUCUAUCUAUCUAUCUAUCUAUCUAUCUAUCUAUCUAUCUAUCUCAAUCUGCUCCUAUCUAUCUCAUCUAUCUAUCUAUCUAUCUAUCUAUCUAUCUAUCUAUCUCAGUCUCUUUAUAUCUAUCUGUCUAUCUAUCUAACUAUAUAUCUAUUUAUUUCAGUCUGUUCAUAUCUAUCUAUCUGUUUGUGUCUGUUAAUAUUGUGUAUCUAUUUUAGUCUGUUCAUAUUGUCUGUCUAUCUAUUUCAGUCUGUUCAUAUCUAUCUAUCUAUCUAUCUAUUCCUAUCUCUCUAA